This is a messenger RNA of Tripterygium wilfordii, 1707 nucleotides long. Its product is annotated as protein DETOXIFICATION 48-like. The transcript is spliced from 2 exons. The record is from RefSeq and is a predicted model, not a curated record. Gene Ontology annotation, biological process: xenobiotic detoxification by transmembrane export across the plasma membrane. Gene Ontology annotation, cellular component: membrane. NCBI's taxonomy places the organism in Eukaryota, Viridiplantae, Streptophyta, Magnoliopsida, Celastrales, Celastraceae. Bases 1 to 1641 code for a protein of 546 amino acids. Gene Ontology annotation, molecular function: antiporter activity; xenobiotic transmembrane transporter activity.
AUGUGCAACCCAAAACCUUCUUCUCCAUCCUCUUUCCUCCCUCCUAAGAAAACCCAUUUCAUGGAUCCCCACAAAACCAUGGAUCUUCCCUCAGAUGUGCAAAAACAACUACAUAGAUGGCCUACUCCUUCUGAGGUGGUGGAGGAAGUCAAAGCUAUAGGGAAGAUCUCAGGACCAACAGCAAUAACUGGUCUACUUAUGUAUUCAAGAAGCAUGAUUUCAAUGCUCUUUCUUGGCUAUCUUGGAGAGCUUGAGCUCGCCGGAGGGUCGCUCGCGAUCGGUUUCGCUAACAUCACCGGUUACUCUGUGAUCUCUGGAUUAGCUAUGGGAAUGGAGCCAAUUUGUGGACAAGCUUAUGGAGCAAAACAAAUGAAACUACUAGGAUUAACCCUUCAAAGGACAGUUCUUCUCCUCCUAUCCACAUCUAUUCCCAUUUCUUUCAUGUGGCUUAACAUGAAUAGAAUCCUCUUGUGGUGUGGUCAAGACCAAGAAAUAUCAAAUAUUGCUCACACUUUCAUCUUAUUCUCAAUCCCUGACUUGUUUUUUCUUUCAAUUCUUCACCCACUUAGAGUCUACCUUAGGACACAAAGCAUUAUAUUGCCUUUGACUUGUUGUUCUGCCAUCUCUGUUCUUCUUCAUGUCCCACUCAAUUUCCUUCUUGUAGUCCAUUUCAAAUUAGGCAUUGCUGGUGUUGCAAUUGCCACGGUUUGGACUAAUCUCAAUCUCAUUCUUUUACUGAUUUCCUACGUCUACUUCUCCGGCGUAUAUAAAGAUUCGCUGGUUAGUCCCAGCGCGGAUUGCCUUAAAGGGUGGUCAUCUCUGCUCGCUCUCGCAGUGCCAACGUGUGUUUCUGUUUGCCUGGAAUGGUGGUGGUAUGAAUUCAUGAUCCUCCUUUGUGGACUGCUAGUCAACCCUAAAGCUACCAUUGCUUCCAUGGGAAUACUAAUUCAAACCACCUCUUUAGUCUAUGUCUUCCCUUCAGCACUAAGUCAAGGUGUAUCAACAAGAGUUGGGAACGAAUUAGGCGCUACUCGCCCCGCCAAGGCCCGCAUUUCAAUGAUCGUUUCUCUGGCUUGCGCGGUCGGAUUAGGCCUAGUUGCUAUGUUGUUCACAACACUAAUGAGGCACAAAUGGGCUACAUUUUUCACAAAUGAUCCAGAAAUCCUUGAGCUAACUGCCAUUGCAUUGCCAAUCGCCGGACUCUGUGAGCUCGGAAACUGCCCUCAGACGACCGGGUGUGGGGUUCUGAGAGGAAGUGCAAGGCCUACAAUUGGAGCUAACAUCAAUUUGGGAUCAUUUUACUUGGUGGGUAUGCCAGUUGCAAUGUUCAUGGGGUUUGUGGUCAAAAUGGGAUUUCCAGGGCUAUGGCUUGGAUUGUUAGCAGCUCAAGGUUGCUGUGCUUUGCUUAUGCUUGUUGUUCUAUUCAGAACAGACUGGAUUGUUCAAGUGGAGAGAGCCAAAGAACUUACACAAACCAAUUCUUCUACUACUUCUUCUUCUUCUUCUCCAAUACUCCCAAUAACAUCAACAAAAGCUUCUACUACCAAUGUGGAGGAGAUAAUGUGCAUUAGUGAUGAGGUUGGGAAGUCACUUGAAACAGUCCCCUUGAUAUCUACUACACAAAGUACUACUGUGCAUUGAUUAGAGUUCAUGACUUAUCCCCCAUUUUUACUGAUCAUUAAUUAUAUAUUUAUAUUUCCCACUUGU